Molecule: messenger RNA, 5002 nt
Organism: Chara braunii
Lineage: Eukaryota; Viridiplantae; Streptophyta; Charophyceae; Charales; Characeae
Source: the annotation of a GenBank genome assembly
GUGAAUCACCCUGUACCAUGGGUACGAAAUGAACGACGGCGCUGAUCGUUGAUGGCGCCGCGCGCCGCACGGCUCCGGCCUUGUCCGACAAGCAUCCACGUGGAAUGCCAACAGUGCAAGCUUGCAAUAUCUGGCAAAGAAAGGAGCCUGCCUGUCUCUGGAACGUCGCUGUUGUCCGUGUAGGGGAACAUGGCCGCAAUCGUUACCCAGCUGGCCACACCCGUCUCAAGUCAGUUAGCCGCGGAGGCAUAUGGGCGCGGGCUUGCUGGGUCGCCACGUGGCACGGCAUCUCUUCUUGCUCAUGAUGGAGAAACUCGUGCGGCCAUCGACAUCGGCAACCUUCGUGGAAGCUCGGACAGCUAUGGUGGAAGCUGGCGGCGGCGGAAAGGACGUUCGAAGCUCUCUGGUCCGGCGAUGGUGGGGAGGAGUACAUGCUCCUCGGUUUUGACGUCCGCUACAUUUCUUCUCUAUCGUACACCACGUGUCUGUCCCAGUUGCCGUGGAGUGUUGGCCAAUGAAAAUCGUUGUCCACGUGGCGCCCUGGAGGGGGUCGUCAUCGCUGGUGCUUGCUGGACAUCAUCCUCGUCGCGGUCCUUAGAUCGGAAUUCUCUUUACGCUAUCGAUGCCUCUUUCUGUUCGUCUUCAACAAAUCCCCGCCUUCAGAACCCCUUUAAACCCCCUGUCUCCAGCUGGUCGUUAACCCCUCUACCCCCCUCCUUCGCAGGCAAAUUAUUGGCCCCUUUUAACUCCCAUUUCGCAUCAUCAUUGACACUCAUCGAUGGCACCGGUCACGCCUUGUGGCCGCGGUGUAGACUCAAUAAUAAGCCCGCUUCGCCCGCCGUCGGCGCGCAAUUCGGUCGGGACGAGUGUCAGUUGUGGCCCGGCCGCCAUGGCGACCGGUUGCCAGACGGGGAUCCCGGCGGCGAACGGUCGCUGGGCGGGUCGCCGACCGCCCUCAGGUCUUUGGCGGGUUCCACGUCUGGAGGGGUCGGCGAGUCCGUUGUCGAGGGGGAUGACAGCCCUGGCGCCCCCGCCGAGGAGGGGGAGCGAUGGGGGGGAGCUGGCGAUCGGGCGACAAGGAAGCGGUUCGGUGGAGCGGAAGUCGGGAGGGGAGGAGAUGGCGGAGAGGGGGAGGGUGGAGGGCAGCAGCGGCCUGCGGGAAACAGGUGGAGAGGGGAGGUAUGGAGGUCGCAGGCGGGGGGCAGAAGGUCGUCGUCUUGGACGGCGAGGGAGGGAAGUCUUGAUGGGGAGCGCACAGUAGAGCGCUCGAGCUAUCGUGGGCGGCGAGGAGAAGCAGGCUCGUCGUCCGCCAGGUCGGGAUACGCUGACGAUCGACCGCCGGGAUCGCGCACACCGGGGGAGGGCCGUUCUAGACAGGGAAGGGCAUCGGAAAUGCCGAUAAAGGUCAGCGACAAAAGAGGAGGAGGAGCCGCGGCGGAGGGGUCGGAUGGCCACGUUGCGCGACCUCCAGGCUCCCCUGAAUGGUGGUAUCCCGACGCGCCCCCUUCUAGCGCCGCCGCUGCUAUCAGUCGAAGCAGGGGGAAUGCGCCAGACGGGCGGCGGAAUGUGCUCGACGGGCGGGGGAACGCGCCCUCUGGGCGGUGGUACGCGCCCGAUGUGCGAGGGAGCGCCCCCGACGGGUCGAGGACGGCGAGGGGCUCCGUUUCUCCCUUUCCUCCUCCGCGGCUGCAGAAUCGGGAGUCCCGAUUUCCCGCGGGCCGGGACAACAAAUCGGAGACGAGAGGAGAUGCCUGGUCGGGAUCUGAUGGGUGGCGAUCUCGAUCCGACAGUCGGACGUCCGCCGCGACUGGAGGUGGUUCUCCGUGGAAGGGCUUCUACGAAGGGCCGACCUCAGAUCGCAGCCGGUCUGCAGGCAGUAGAGGGUUGAGAUUCGUCAAGGACAAUGAGAGAGAGUGGGAGAGUGGAGGUGGUGGUGGCGAUCGACAGGACAGCGUCGAAGGCGGAGGUGGUCGUGGGUGGAAGCAACGAGCGAGGGCGCCGCCAUCGCCGUCGUCUUCCUGGUCCAGCAGAGGGGACCGUACGUCGACGGGGGAGAGGAGUAACCUCGUGGGAACUGCGCGACCUAUCGGUCCCGCCGACCGGUCCUGGAAGAGAGAAGAAGGUACGCGGGACAUGCCCAGGAACCGCCACCUGUCGGAGAGAGAUACCUUGGACCCCCCUGCCGACAGGACCUGGAGCGCAGGGUCGAGAUUCAGCGACGAUGAGAGAGAAUGGGAGGGUGGAGGUGGUGGUUGGAAGGAACGCACGAGGACCUCUUCGCCAUCGCCGUCGUCUUCUUGGUCCAGCGGAGGUGGUCGUACGUCGACGGGGGAGAGGAAUAACUUGGUGGAAACUGCACGACCGACGGGUCCCGCCGACCGGUCCUGGAAGAGAGAAGAAGGUACGCGGGACAUGCCCAGGAACCGCCGCCUGUCGGACAGAGAUACCUUGGACCCCCCUGCCGACGGGACCUGGAGCACAGGGUCGAGAUUCAGCAACAAUGAGAGAGAAUGGGAGGGUGGAGGUGGUCGUUGGAAGGAACGCGAGAGGACCUCUUCGCCAUCGCCGUCGUCUUCUUGGUCCAGCAGAGGUGGUCGUACAUCGAUGGUAGGAGAGAGGGAUAUCGUGGAAUCUGGACCAGAGGUAGGUCCCGCCGACGGGACAUGGAACAGAGAAGAAGGUGAUACGGGGGGAAUGCCCAGGAAUCGUCUGUCCUUGUCCGCUCGACUGAAAAUGAUAGCAGACGGAAAGGUGUUUGAAGAGGAAGAAGGUGGAGGUGGUCUUCGGUCGAAGAGGAACCUCUGGGAAUCUGGACCAAUUGCAGGUCCAGGUUCUGCCGAUGGGACCUGGAACAGAGGUGGUACAGUAGAGAUGGGCAGGAACCGGAUGCCCUUGUCCGCUCGACUGAAGAGGAUAGCAGACGGAGCGUUUCUGGAAGAGGGAGAGGGAGGAGAGGGAGAAGGAGGGGAUGGGAUUGUGAUUUCGAAGGCGUUCAUGGGCGUGACGAGAGAAGACGUGAGAUCGGGAUCUCGGGCCACGUCAUCAUCUUACGGUCCUGAUCAAGCAGGAGGGGGAGAACGCAUCACCUCUCCCAAGUCCCACAAGCCGUCGCUUUGGCGGCAAUCUGGGACGCUGAGUCCUCCAUCGUGGACAAAGGCCGUGAAGCAGAUGGACCCGCCAGGACCCUUCUUGGGUGCCAAGUCUCUGUCUCUGAAGAGAAAGAGAGAUCAGUUGGGAGUACAAGGGGAGCCUCUGACGCCAGAAGAGGUGAAAGAACUUGUAAAAGAUAGUUUAACUUUCGGCAAUCGACAAGUGAAUCUAGGCAGGGAUGGUCUGACGCAUAACAUGGUGGAUAACGUCCAUACACACUGGAAACGGCGACGCGUUUGCAAGAUCAAGUGCAAAGGAGUGCCAACGGUAGAUAUGGAGGGUCUCUGCAAAGAGCUUGAGGAGAAAACAGGUGGCAAAGUUAUAUACAGGGCGGGUGGAGUUGUGUUCUUGUUCCGAGGAAGGUAUUAUGACUACAGAGCUCGACCGAAAAUAGAGAUCAAGCAUUGGAAGGAUCCAGCGCCUAAGUUUCCUCCGCUAAUUGUGUCUGCACCAGGAGGCUUGACGAAGCUGCAGGCUUAUCACAUGCGAAAACUUGGACUGAAGUUAGAGGCUCUGUGCAGGCUAAAUAAAAACGGUGUGUAUGCGGAUCUGGUGAAAAAGGUUCAGUGGGCGUUUCAAACGAACGAGUUGCUGCGGAUUAAUGCCAAGGGCUUGAAUAAGAGCGACUACAAGAAGAUAGGCGCCCGGCUUCGGCAUCUUGUCCCUUGCAUUCUCCUCUCGUUCAAGAAUGAAAACAUCAUCAUCUGGCGGGGCGUGGAUUGGAAGUCCCCAAAAGAGCGAGCAGCAGAGGUGGCGGCUGCGGCGGCAGCGGCAGCAGCAGCGGAUGGGGCAACGACUGCUGAUUGGGAAAUAACAGGUCCAAUCGGCGGAACCGAUGCGGAGGGCGUCGACAACGCAGAAGCGCAAACUCGAAGCGAAGAUGAAGACGGAAAUGGGCGUGGCAACCAAGAGCUGUGGGAUGCGGUGAUGGCAGACGCCGAGCUUUGCGAUGCCGUUGAAAUGAUGGAAGGAAGUGACGAUGACGAUGAUCUGGGGGAUAACUCCGGUGGAGGUGAAGGAAGUGAUGACGACGAGGAGGAGUUUGAUGAGGAGUUUGAGGAGGAGCUGGAAGGCUAUGGAGACGAUCUCGAAACGGGAGAACGAAGCGACAGCGGCGAUACGGACAGCAAGUCGGGUGCAAAUGAACAAAGCAAGGGUGUUUUGGGUCAGUUGAAUGAUGGAUCAGCAGAUCGUGAAGACGAUGACCCCGAGGAGAGCGAUGCUGGAUUGGUAAUCCAGAACGACGAGCCUGAACCUGACCCUGUUCCUGACCCUGAGUCUGAGGCUGACUUUGAACCUCAGUCUGACUCUCAGCCUGAGCAGAGUGUUUCUGGCAGCAGCCAGCUUGAGUGCUGAUUGAAGGCAUUUAUAGCCUCUUGGGGUGGUUAUCGAUCGCACUUACAGGUCUAUCGAGGCAUGCAGCCUCUCCAGGUAAAUAUUUCACAAGUUGACGCCCUGGCGGUGACCAGAUCGAUUUGUUUGGGAGUGGAAAAUUUUUUGUUUGACGACAUAGCGUCCGCAGUACUUGUCGUUGAUUUAAGGGUUCGGUCCCCCCCCCCCGGACUCCUGAGGUGGCGAGGCAACUUUGGAAGCAUUAGAAUUUUCUUCGCAACGUCGGAUGGAAAUUGGCGGAGGUGGUAGGAGCUCAUGGCGGUGGAGUUUGAUUCUCGCUUCGCUUCGGCAAUUUAUAAAAGCACGAUUUUGAGUCCGUAAAAAAAUUGAACGAUACAGAGAAGAUUAGCAUGGCCUCUGCACGCAAGGAUGACAUGCAUAAAAUCCAGAAAUGGUCCAAAAAAAAAAAAAAAAAAAAAAAAAAAAAAAAAAAAAAAACACGAUUUUGAGGAUUUCUGAG